AUGGCUGAUUCAAGAGUUCGCAAGAAUGCAUCAGAACCAAUCAAUACAUACUCAUUCAUUCGUGGAAGUUAUGAUUCAACAUUAACUAGAACAGUAAAUGAUAUAUUAAAUGAUUUGAAUAUUAAGGUAAGAGUUGAACAGAAGAAUGAAGAAAUAAAGAGUAUAAUGAAUGAAAACAAAGAUGUAAACAUUGACGAUAAACUUGCCCAGAGCAUAGUUGAUGGCAUCUGUGAUUUUGAAGUACAUAAUGAUGGUGGAAACAUGAAUUUAGAAAAAGAAGUUACAUUAUUCACACUGUUUCAAGCAAUUAAUUCGUUACCGGAUCAUUUAAUUAAUGAAGCAUACGAUAACGUUUAUAACUUCUGUAGUUUAACAGAAAAUGCUAAAAGUAAUUUUGAAAAAGCACGUAGUAGAUAUGCACAUUUAAUGACUUCUCCAUUUGUUUUGGUGAAGAUUCUAAAACUUUAUCAAAAGGAAUAUUAUGAUGAAUAUAUUUUACCUUUAUUACGUAAGCCAAAAAUAACAUUUGAUAUCAAACUUGAUGACUCGUUUUUGAUAACAGAUAUUAGACGCAAGGCUGAAAAUCAUCAGUAUAAAAACAGUUCUGAAGUAAUUGAGGAUUUAUCACGUGUAAUCCGUUUUGUAGAUUGUGGAAAUAAAUAUUUCAUUCAAAAGGACUAUAAUAUCCACGACAAAAUGAAUCAAAUAUCAUUCGUUCUUCAAUCAAACAUGAAAGAGUCACUCAAAAUGAUUAAAUUAUUUAAAGAAGAAGGUAAAACCAUAACAGCAUGGGACGUACUAUUAAAUCAAUUAUCCUCAUUAACCGUUAAGGGUGUUUGCUUUAAAUCUGAUUCCCCAGAUGUUUUCUCAACGUUUCAGGGUUAUAAAUACAACAUUCUCGAAAAACCAGAUUACUCAAAAAUUGAGAUGUUUAUGAAUUUCAUUAAAGAAGCCAUUUGUGAUAAUAACGAUGAAGUGUAUAAAUACCUUCUCGGCUGGAUUGCAUCAAUGAUUCAACAUCCUGGAAUCAAGAAUGAAACAGCAAUUAUUUUGAAAGGACUUCAGGGAACAGGUAAAAACAGAUUUACAGACAUUAUCUGA
Messenger RNA from Trichomonas vaginalis G3, 1101 nucleotides. RefSeq lists its product as uncharacterized. The coding region runs from base 1 to 1101 and encodes 366 amino acids. The transcript has a single exon. NCBI's taxonomy places the organism in Eukaryota, Parabasalia, Trichomonadida, Trichomonadidae. The record is from RefSeq and is a predicted model, not a curated record.